AUGCAUUCGCCACCUCCGAUUGCUGGUAAAGGAAAGAAGAUCAUGGAAGAUACCAAUGUGAAUACUCCUAUUGGUGUUCAUAGAAUUAGUUAUAUGGAAUCAUCUUCGUCAGACAUGAAGCUAUUCGUUAAUAGGUUUGCUAAUGCAAAACCUAUUUUAGUUGCUAAAGGUGAUCUAGUUGUUCAAAGGAUUGCGGCUCGUCCAUCAAGUAUUUGUGAUAUUUCUGCUAAGAAUUGUCGAAAGAUUGGACAUUUGGUUGAUGCUUGCAAUGUACUCAUGAAUGGGGAAGUCAAUAAGGAUAUGGGAAAGGCUCCUGAACAAAGCAAAGAUGUUGAGAGAAGUAGAGAUAUCGAUAUCAAGGAGGAUUCUUCUUAUGGGCCAUGGUUAUUGGUUAAUAACAGAAGAAAUAAAAGACAGAAAGUUGGUUACCUGAAGAAAGAAUUUGUUUCAAAAUUUGAAGGCGUAUUUAAAGCACGGUUUGACAAUGCUUUACUGAGUAAACCGAUAAAAACUACAACAACUGAAGAAAUGGUGGUGCCUUUGAGUGGGGAAAAGGCUCUAAAUGAAGCUAAUCGAUUGAGUAAGGAUAUCAGCCCUAUUACUGAUGUGGUUUUAAAUGCUCCUGUAGAUGAGGAUGGCUUGGCUAUUUUCAGUGAAGGGGAUCUAUUGGAUUCCAAAGGUGAUCGAUUUAUUGGCUUAGGGAAUGUUGUGGCUGGAGGACAUAAACCGAAGCUGGCUAAAGAAUUAAGGUCUCUUGGGCCUUUGAAGUCAUCCUCUAAGCAAAGCAAGAUGAAUGGGGUGAAUAAGAAGGAAGCCUCCUUGUAUUUGAAGGAGUUUGUUAGGGAGUGGGAUAUUCUCUUUGUUGGAGGUAUUUUGGUUUUAUGGAGGUCUUCGUUGGCUUCUUUUACUUUGUUGGAAGCUUUAGCUCAAUGUGUUGUUGGGGAGCUGAAGAUUUUUAAUAAAAGAUUAUGGGUAGUUUCUACUGUCUAUAGUAGCAGAGACUUAUAUGGUAGAAGAAGGUUAUGGGAUUAUUUGGAGCAACAUUCGAGGUCUGAGAUACCUUAUGUGGUUGGGGGAGAUUUCAACUGCAUUCUUUCUCAAGAUGACAAAAAAGGAGGAAAGAAAUUCUCCUUUUCAAAAGGCCCAUUGGAGAUGAAAGGUUUUAUGAAUAAGUCUGAUUUAUAUGAUAUUGUAAUUCUUGAACCUAAGUAUACCUGGUGCAAUAAAAAGAAUGGCACUGUUCAUAUUCAUGCAAGACUAGAUAGAUGUUUAUUGAAUUCCGAGGCAUUGGAAUUAAUUCGUCAGGCUUCAAUUAGGCAUCCAUCAAGGGUUGCUUCAAACCAUUAUCCUAUUGUGUUGAAGAUCUUUAUGCAAACUGAUUGUAGUAGGAGAAAUUGGAGAUUUGAAGAUGUUUGGUUAUCCUACCCGACUGCAGCUUCAGUGGUGAGCAGAUCAUGGAGUCAAUGGGCUACUGGGAAUGCUAUAGAUAGUUUGAACAAAAAGUUUUCAAGGACACUAAAAGAUGUGCUCUCAGUGGAAGGAGACUAUGGUGAUUCUUAUUACUAA
Molecule: messenger RNA, 1566 nt
Organism: Dendrobium catenatum
Lineage: Eukaryota; Viridiplantae; Streptophyta; Magnoliopsida; Asparagales; Orchidaceae
Exons: 5
Coding region: 1-1566 (521 amino acids)
Source: RefSeq, a predicted model, not a curated record